AAUUAAUUUUCUAUCCACUUUUUAAGGAUUCAACUCAAUUUGCAAAGCCCAAAGACAGAAUUGGCUGCACAUACAGUUUAGCCGCUAGAAGUUUAAGAAUUGAAAGGCUACCGCUAUCCGUGCCCAAAGUCUAUAAGACGGGUGUAAUGAACGAAAAAGGGGAACUACAGUAUCCACCUGAGACGGGUGAUCUAGAAGAGGAUUCUAGGAAAAAGGCCAAGUACAAUGCUUCGCUCAGGCAUAAACCGGGAGUGGUCAACUUGUGGGACUUACUCUCAGGUCAAUACCACAGGGACCGGAAAGAAAAAAGGAAAAUGCAAAAGAAGGAGAAGAUUGAUCAAAUUAAAAGAGUGGAGUUGUUACGGCAUCAAAAGUGUUUAGAAGAACAGAGGAGACUGCAAGAAAUGCAAGCUGAAUGCCCAGUGGACCCAGAUGUUCAGCGUAUCACAUUAUUGAAUGAAAUUUUAAAUGAUCAGAAACGUGUAUUAUUGCCAAGAGAUGAAAUUAGAAUAAGAUAUUACAUUACAAAGGGUGUACCUAGAGACAUGAUUGAACCAUACGACAGCACAAUGUUCAAUAGAGCAUUAAAAACUUUUCCACCAGAAAUUAAAGAAAGGCAUAGAACAUACAUUCAUAAAACAGAGCAAGAAAUACUUGAAGAUUAUUAUAUCAGCAUUGGUAGAGCAAUAGUUGAGUACGUUCUUUUAGAUGAUGAGGAAAAGGAAAGACUAAGAAUUGAAACGUAUCCUGUUAAAUUUCCAACGAUUGUGAUCCGGCCACCUGUGCCAUGGCGUAAUUCUUUCAUAAUGGCUAAAGAAAGAAUAAGAUACAAUUUUUACUGCAGCCAUCCAGUGCUUCAAGCACUUAAGAACUUGUACACUACUAGGUAUGCUUCACUGCUAGUCAUACCACACGAAGUUUUACAGGCACAAGGCCUACCAAUGGAUCCAUUUGAGUUUGAUAAGUUUACAACUGCAUUAUGUACAAAAGCGAGAGAAAUCAUAUGUGAAAAAUGGCUUGUCGAGUGUGCUGAACUUAUUUUACAAUUGCGGAACACUUGGCAGAAUUUAGCACCGAAAUAUCAGACAGAAUCAUCAAACCUCAUUGAACGAUUUUUUUCCUGUAUAAAUGCCAUGCUGGCAAGACAGAUAAGAGAAAUAAUCAUGAAUUCAGUACAUCAUUUUUAUGACAUUCUUCUAAAAUACAAGGAUGGUAAUUCAAUUACAGAUGGUUAUUCGGAUAGCAAAUUUCCUCAUUGUCCUUUAUUGACUGUCACAUUACGCCCUGCGGAUACAAAGGGCGGUAACAUAAAUAUGUACCCAAACACAAGGGAAAUAAGAAAUCUUUUGGUAUCCAUAUUUCCAAAAAUUGUCCGUGUCACCAAGGAGCUGCCUACAUUGGAACAGUACCUGUUUCCAGAAUUACAAUCCACAUCGACAUUCUUACAAGGAGUGCAUACGUAUGAAAAAGAAUUAAUAAAAAUUAUGGAUUCAGUUACUGAGAUACACUUCGCUAACAUCCCUGGGCCAGAUCAUUACCUUGAGACUUACAAUGAGUACAGUUAUAUUUUCGCUGGGAAGGCGGACACAGAUUUACAUAAGUUUUUUCAGACUGACCCAUUCCCAAUUUUAUCAGAUUUCGCAAAAAAGAUCGAAAUGUAUGAUUCAUUAAAAGACGAGAUCAAUAAUCUAAGGAGGAAUGUCCCUUUGAAUCUUAUUAACUUGAAUUGCGGCGAAUUGAAUGACUUUAUGUGGAAGUCCAUAGAUAUAUUGAGGACAUACAUUACAGAUUAUUUCGCAGAUUUGAACAGGAAGCACAAUAAAGAGAUUGCUCAAACAUUCGAGAUGAUAGCUGCUCGAGCAAGUGAAAUGCCUGAAACUACUGCCGACUUGGUCGAGUUGAUGCAUUUUAUAACUGAUAGCAGAGAUUCAACCAUGUUUAACAUGCGUAAUAUGCUUGGAACCACCGCUGAAUAUGUUUUAUUUCUCAUGAACCAUGCUAUACUUCCUGCCGAAGACAUUUCACUGAUUGCAAAAGUUUUCAUUUGGCCUAAGGACAUGGAAGCGGUUUUGGAAAUGUGCAUGUCAAGAAUUAACUUGCAAAGAGAAAUUGUAGAAGCAGCUUUGAGGAAUAAGAGAAAUCAAUUUGAACAACUGAUGUUAGAGCACUCAAAGGCUUUAGAAAUGUACCGACGGAAAGAUCCCCCCAUUUUGACCAUGGAAGAAAUGGUAAAUAAUGCCCAAGGAAUUGAAGUUUUGGUGAAUACACUUAAUGAAGAUAAAGCAAUGGCAGAUGCCAUCAACACUGAGGAACUGCUUCUUGAUUUUGAGCUUUCUCCAUUUCUCUUGCUCGAGCAAAUGUUAACAACAAUAGAACCUUACGACAAGUUAUGGCACACGGUAUUGCAUUUCCAUGAAAAUUAUGACAAAUGGUAUUAUGGGUCAUUUAUGAGUCUUCAUGCUGAAUCAGUUUCUGAAGAAGUGGACCUGAUGUGGAGGACGCUGUACAAAUUGUCAAAAACCUUUUAUGACGUCCCAGGUUCUAAGAGAGUCGCAGAGACGGUUAGGGGGAAAGUAGACAAAUUCAGACAAUUUCUGCCUGUACUACAAGCAAUAUGUACUGAAGGUCUUAAAGAUAGACACUGGAAAACGAUAAGCGAAAUAGUUGGUGUGGAAGUUUGCCCUGAUGAAAUGUCAUCUUUAUCUGAUAUGAUUGAACUCGGACUUCUUAAACAUGCACACAAACUGGAAGAAAUCAGCGUAAACGCCUCAAGGGAAUUCGCCCUGGAAAAGAAUCUCUUAAAGAUGAAGGAAGAAUGGCAAGAUAUCACAUUCCAGUUUGAUUAUUUCAGAGGCAGUGUAAUACCAAUUUUAAAAGCUGUGGAUGAUAUUCAAGUAAUGCUCGACGACCAUAUUUUGAAGGCUCAGACGAUGAGGGGUUCACCUCAUGUUAAAGCUUUUGAGACUGAAAUGCAAGAAUGGGAAGACAAACUUUUAUCGAUGCAAGAUAUUCUAGAUGCUUGGUUGCAGGUUCAAAUUACGUGGAUGUACUUAGAACCAAUAUUUGGUUCAGAAGAUAUAAUGAGACAGAUGCCAGAGGAGGGAAGAAAUUUCAGAAAAGUGGACAGAACAUGGAAAAAUAUUAUGUUCUAUACGAAGGAAAAUCCGCUAGUUUUGACGGCAACAGAACAGCCCAACUUACUUGCAAACUUCAAAGAGUUAAAUGGUUUACUUGAACAUAUUCAAAAAGGAUUGCAUGAAUAUCUUGAUAAGAAAAGAUUAUUUUUCCCAAGAUUUUUCUUUCUAUCUAAUGAUGAGCUACUGGAAAUACUCUCAGAAACCAAGGAUCCGACUAAAGUGCAGCCCCAUUUGAAAAAGUGUUUUGAAGGGAUUUCCAAAUUGGAGUUUUCGACUGAUAGAGAUGAAAAAUAUGAGAUCACUGGAAUGAUUUCUGCUGAAGGUGAAUCUGUACCGUUUUCAAGCACGAUCAAUCCAAUGGAAGCAAAGGGUCUAGUGGAAAGAUGGCUUAUACAAGUGGAAUCUAUGAUGAUCACUUCUUUGAAAGAUAUCUGCCAAGAUGCCAUUAAGGCUUAUAGAAUUUCCGCAAGAACAGACUGGGUCAUAUCUUGGCCGGGGAUGAUAGUGUUAUGCGGGAGCAGUGUUAACUGGUCUUACGAGGUAUCGCAUGCAAUUGAACACCAAAAAUUAACGAAUUAUUUAGAAAAAAGCACAACACAAGUAGAAGACAUGGUGAAAAUUGUGAGAGGUUUUAUUUCACCUGGGUCGAGGAUUACGAUUGAAGCUUUGAUCACAUUAGACGUACAUGCUAGGGACACUGUGAGAUCAUUGAGAGAUCUCAAAGUCAAAACAAUAACUGAUUUCCAUUGGAUUUCACAGUUGCGAUAUUAUUCUCAUGAAGAAAUUGUUCAUGUUUGCAUGAUAACGACUGAUCUCGAAUACGGCUAUGAAUAUUUAGGAAACACUCCUCGUCUUGUCAUGACCCCACUGACUGAUAGAUGUUACAGGACUUUAAUGGGUGCAUUUAAAUUGAAUCUUGGAGGAGCACCCGAAGGCCCUGCUGGGACUGGAAAAACAGAAACAAGCAAAGAUCUUGCAAAAGCCGUGGCAAAACAAUGCGUGGUUUUCAAUUGCUCUGAUGGACUGGAUUACAAAGCUAUGGGGAAAUUUUUCAAAGGCCUGGCACAAUCAGGAGCUUGGGCGUGUUUUGACGAGUUUAAUCGUAUUGAUCUAGAAGUAUUGUCUGUAGUCGCACAACAAAUUCUUACAAUUCAAUUAGCCAUUAUUGCCAAGAAAAAGACAUUUAUAUUUGAAGGGACAGAGCUGACAUUAAAUCCGACUUGCAAUAUGUUUAUAACAAUGAACCCUGGUUAUGCUGGGAGGCAAGAGUUGCCCGAUAACUUAAAAGUGCUUUUCCGAACCGUAGCCAUGAUGGUGCCUGAUUAUGGGAUGAUAGGAGAAAUAUCUCUGUAUUCGAAAGGAUUUGAAAAUGCUCGAGUAUUGGCUGGAAAAAUUGUUGAUACGUAUAAACUGUGCUCUGAACAGCUUUCCACACAGCCCCAUUAUGAUUAUGGCAUGAGGGCAGUGAAGACUGUCCUUAUUGCAGCAGGUGCCUUAAAACAAAAAUACCCUAAACAAGAUGAGCAGAUUAUAAUUUUGAGAGCAUUAGUGGAUGUCAACAUGCCAAAAUUUUUAGCUCAGGAUUUGCCGCUUUUUACUGGUAUUUAUCAAGAUCUUUUCCCUGGAAUUGAACUUCCCCAGCCCGACCGCGAUGACCUUAUUAAUUCCGUAAAAGGGAGACUUGUACUCAAUAACUUACAACCGACCGAUUGGUAUGUCAUGAAAGUAAUACAGAUCUAUGAAAUGAUCCUCGUACGUCAUGGUCUUAUGAUCGUUGGUGAGCCGAUGGGUGGGAAAACCUGUGGAUACAAGAAUCUCGCAGAAGCUAUUGGAGAGUUGAGUGUAACUUCGAAAAAGACUAAAAAUCCUGAAUACCGAGUAGUUUACAUUAUUAUCAAUCCAAAAGCAAUAACUUUGGGACAGCUGUACGGUUGCUUUGACAAAGCUUCUCAUGAAUGGUCGGAUGGAGUAUUGGCAAAUACAUUCAGAGAGUUUGCUUCGAGCAGUUCAUAUGAAAGGAAGUGGAUCAUGUUCGAUGGACCUGUCGAUGCUGAUUGGAUUGAAAACAUGAACACAGUAUUAGAUGACAAUAAAAAACUAUGUCUCAUGUCUGGAGAGAUAAUUCAAAUGACAAAUAGAAUGAAUUUAAUAUUCGAGCCAGCCGAUUUAGAACAAGCUUCUCCUGCGACUGUCUCUCGAUGUGGUAUGAUAUACCUUGAGCCAAAAAUGCUUGGUUGGAGACCAUUAAUGGAAUCGUAUUUUAAUGUUCUAAAUAAAAAAUUAUUGCAAGUUCAGUUAGAAUUGGUGCAAGAGCUUAUGGAAUGGCUCGUACAACCAUGCUUGGAUUUUAUAUUCAAUCAUUGUAAAUUGGUUGUGCCAACUUCAGAAUUGCAUCUGUUUCAUAGUUUUUCACGUUUAUUUACUUGCAUGAUUCAAUUGGAUACCCAAAAUGCUAGUGGAAUAAGUACUCAUUCUUUACAAUGUCUGUUUCUCUUUUCUCUUUUAUGGGGUUUGGGAAGUAUUUUAAGUUCUGAAAGUAAAAAGGAAUUUGACCGCUUCUAUCGUAAUCUUAUUUCUGGUGCAACUCCUAACCAUCCAAAGCCUGCCAACUUUAAACUGACAAAGCAUCAGUUAUUCCCUGAGAAAGCACCUGUAUGGGAAUUCUUUUACGACCGCAAAGGUAAUGGCUCAUGGGUAUCAUGGCUGGAAACACAAGAGAGAAUAACAAUUCCAGUUAAUGCCAAGAUAAAUGAAAUUAUCGUUCAGACUGAUGAAGUAGCUAGGCAAAAGUUCUUUUUAAAACUUUUCUUGUCAAAUGACAUUCCGAUACUUUUUGUCGGUCCUACUGGAACGGGGAAAUCAUCAAUUAUUCUCGACUAUCUUGUUACUCUCCCUAAAGACAAGUAUCUGGCAAACAUGAUCAAUUUUUCAGCCAGAACAUCAGCCAAUUUAACCCAAGAUGUAAUUAUGUCGAAGCUUGAUAGGCGACGUAAGGGAGUUUUUGGACCAGCAAUGGGUAAAAUGUGUAUUCUAUUUGUUGAUGACAUGAGCAUGCCACAGAAAGAGAAAUAUGGAGCUCAACCACCAAUAGAAUUGUUACGACAGUUAAUGGACCAUGGUCAUUGGUACGACCUUAAAAACACAAACAGAAUCGAUAUUGUUGAUAUUCUGUUUUUGGGAGCGAUGGUACCGCCAGGAGGUGGGUCAAACAGUGUCACGCCAAGAUUUACAAGACAUAUGAAUAUUUUCUCCAUUGAUGCUUUUGAAGAUUCUACACUAUCUAAAAUAUUUACUUCUAUAUUGGACUGGCACUUUGCUAAAGGAUUCGAUGAAAGGAUAACAAGACUGUCAAGGCUAAUUGUUAACGCUACAUUAGGAGUUUAUAGGGAAGCCAUAGUAAACUUUUUGCCAACACCGGCCAAUUGUCACUAUAAAUUUAACUUAAGAGAUUUUUCAAAAGUAAUCAAAGGCAUUCUCCUUUUACCAAGUUCAAGGGCUUCAGGGCCAGAAAAGAUUUUGAGACUUUGGGUCCAUGAAACAUUCAGAGUCUUCGGCGACAGGCUGGUUUGCCAAGAAGACAAGGAAACUUUAUUCAACAUGAUGUCCAAAAAUUGUUAUUAUCAUAUUCGCUCUCACAUGGAUAUGUUUUUGGCUGAUUUAAUUACUGAUGAAAAGGCUUUGUCAGUCAACCAUCUUGGAGGAUUGUUUUUUGGCAAUUUUAUUGAUCCAGAUGCAGAUCCUAAAAUUUAUGAUGAGAUUCCUUCAUACACACAAUUACAAUCGCGUAUGGUGUACUACCUCAAAGACUACAAUUUGCAAAACAGGCUUGCAAUGCAUAUGGUUAUGUUUAAAUAUGCGAUUGAGCAUAUUGCUAGGAUUUCCAGGAUUCUCUUGCAGGACAAUGGUCAUCUUUUGUUAGUCGGAACAGCUGGUACCGGACGUUCUAGUUGUGUCAAACUUGCAACACACAUGGCGGAAUAUCAGUUUUCACAGAUUGAAAUAACUGGCACAUAUGCCGUUCAAGAGUGGAAAGAAGAUGUAAGAGCUCUAUUGAAAAGAGCGGGGCUUGAAGGGAAACAACAAGUAUUCCUAUUAACUGACUCACAGAUGAAAGAUGAGUCGUUUGUAGAAGACAUAAAUAUGAUUCUCAACACUGGUGAUGUACCAAACUUAUACACUGGAGAAGAAAAAGCCGAGAUUCUGGACAAGAUAACAAAUAUAAUAAGAGAAGCUAAUAAAAAAUUUGACACAAGUCCUUUAGCAUUGUUUAAUUAUUUCAUUGACUGUGUCAAGAAAAACUUACACAUCGCUCUUUCACUGUUGCCCGUCGGUGAUACAUUUAGGAACAGGGUUCGAAUGUUUCCAUCACUCAUCAAUUGCUGUUCAAUUGAUUGGUUUAACGUCUGGCCUCCAGAAGCACUAGAGCUAGUCGCACAAUCGUACUUCCACAAUUUAGACAUUUCUGACGUUAUUAAAGGCAAGUUGGUUCAAAUGUGUAAAGAAUUUCACAUCACUACAAGAAAUACAGUAGGAAAGUUUUUUGAGACAUUAAAGAGGAGAGUUUAUGUAAAUCCAAAAUCUUAUUUGGAACUGUUGAAAAUUUUUCAAAAGAUACUCCAAGUGAAAGUUGACGAAAUUACUAAUCUGAGAACGAGGUACGAGGUGGGGUUAGAAAAACUGGAUUUUGCCGCAGCACAGGUGCAAUUAAUGCAAGAGGCUCUACGCCAACUUCGGCCAGAAUUAGUCAAAACAUCCGAUGAUACUGAAAAACUAAUGGUGAAAAUUGAACAGGAUACUGUGAUAGUAGAAGCAAAGAAAGAGAUCGUUGCCGCUGAUGAAGCGUUAGCCAAUGAAGCUGCAGCGGCAGCUCAAGCCAUCAAAGAUGAUUGCGAGGGUGAUCUCGCCGAAGCGAUACCGGCCUUAGAAGCAGCUAUACAAGCGCUUAACACACUUAAACCAUCUGAUAUCACAAUAAUAAAAAGCAUGAAGAAUCCUCCAUCAGGUGUUAAAUUGGUAAUGGAGGCGGUUUGUGUGAUGAAAGGGAUUAAAAGUGAAAGAAAACCAGACCCGAGUGGUACUGGUAAAAUGAUAGAAGAUUAUUGGGGGCCAUCUUUGAAAAUGCUCGGCGACUUGAAAUUUUUGGAGGCCUUAAAAUCAUAUGACAGGGAUAAUAUAAACCCUGCUAUAAUGAAAAGAAUUAGGGAAAGGUACAUACCGGAUCGUGAUUUUGAUCCAAAUGUUGUCAAAUUGGUAUCUAAUGCUUGUGAAGGUAUGUGCAAAUGGGUGAGGGCCAUGGAAGUUUAUGACAGAGUAAACAAAAUAGUAGCGCCGAAGAAAGCAAAAUAUCUAGAAGCAGAGGAGGAACUCGGUAUUCAAAUGGGGAGAUUGAAUGAGAAAAGAGCUCAGCUUCAAAAAGUAACUGAUAACUUGCAAGCAUUGCAUGAUGAAUACAUCGCCAAGUCAAAAGCCAAGAAAGAUUUGGAGGAUGCCAUUGCUCUGUGCACACAAAAGCUAGAAAGGGCUGAAAAACUAAUUGGUGGACUUGGAGGAGAAAAAGAAAGAUGGAGUGAGACUGCAACCAAUCUCCGUUACAGUCUUAUAAAUGCGAUCGGUGAUGUUUUAUUAUCAUCUGGUGUGAUUGCUUAUUUGGGCCCUUUCACCAUUGAGUAUAGAAAUGUGCUACUGAAAGGAUGGAAUCAAACUUGCUUCCUAUUAGGCGUUCCUUGCACCAUGCCAUUUUCAAUGAUAACAACUCUUGGAGAUCAGAUUUUAAUCCGAAACUGGAAAUUGCAUGGGUUGCCGGUCGAUACGUUUUCAAUAGAAAAUGCUAUUAUAGUGAAAAAUGCAAACCGUUGGCCACUUCUGAUUGAUCCUCAAGGUCAAGCAAACAAGUGGAUUAAAAAUAUGGAAAGAGCAAACAAAAUGAUUGUUACUAAACUCUCUGAUGGCAAUUAUAUGCAUUAUGUUGAGAGAGCUGUUGAACGAGGAUAUCCUAUAUUAUUUGAAAACAUUCUUGAAACAAUUGAUGCCCCCUUAGAACCGAUAUUGCUUAAAAACAUAUUCAAACAAGGAGCUGCAUAUCAUAUAAAAGUGGGAGAGCACACUUUGCAUUAUCACAAACAUUUCCGAAUUUAUUUCACGACCAGAUUGAGAAACCCGCAUUUUCUUCCAGGAAUAUCAGCAAAGGUGACCAUUAUAAAUUUCAUGGUGACCCCCAACGGUCUCCAAGACCAACUUUUGGGAAUUGUCGUCGCAAAAGAACGCCCAGAUCUUGAAGAGAAAAAGAACAAAUUGAUCGUUGAAAGCGCAGAAAACAAACGCAACCUUAAAGACCUAGAAGAUGACAUUUUAAAAGUUCUCUCGACUGCCGAGGGCAACAUCCUUGAAAAUGAAAAUGCAAUCCAGACGCUCUCACAAUCAAAAUUUUUAUCUGAGAUGAUCCAGAAGAAACAAGACAUAGCGGCCAAAACAGAAACUGAGAUUGAUUUUGCUAGAAAUUUGUAUCUGCCAGUAUCUUUACAUUCUUCUACACUGUUUUUCUGCAUAUCUGAACUAGCUAGUAUAGAACCCAUGUAUCAGUAUUCCCUCACUUGGUUCAUUCAGCUUUAUUAUCAAGCGAUUGCAAAUAGUGAAUGUAGUGUUGAUUUAGAUGAGAGAUUAACCAACCUGAAUAACUAUUUUACUUUAAGUGUGUAUAAGAAUAUAUGUAGGUCUCUAUUUGAAAAAGAUAAACUGGCGUUUUCAUUUAUUCUGUGUGUGGGAAUUGAACGGUCUAAGGGAAAGUUGAGCGAAGAAAUGUUAUCGUUCUUUUUAACAGGUGGAAUUGGGUUGGAAAAUCCAUUCCCUAAUCCAGAUCCAUCUUGGCUAAGCGAAAAAGCUUGGUCUGAAAUAAUUAGAUCUACAAUUUUACCAGAAUUGAGAGAAUUCAGAAAAACGAUUGAAAUAAACAACGAGGAAUGGAAGGCGUUUUAUGAAUGUUUUGAUCCAAUUGCAAAAAUUCCACCAUCACCAUACCAAAAUGUAGAUGAACUCACAUGGCUGGUAAUUCUGCGUUGUCUUCGCCCAGAUAAAUUAGUUUCAGCUGUGCAAAAAUAUAUUUCCAAAAAAAUGGGUAAAAUAUUUAUUGAACCACCCCCAUUUAAUUUGAGAGAAGCGUACGAUGAUUCCACUUGCUGUACUCCACUUAUAUUUAUUUUAUCACCCGGUGCUGAUCCGAUGGCAGGCCUGUUCAAAUUUGCCGAAGAUAUGGGAAUAAAACGCACAAAUAUAUUGAUUAUAUCAUUAGGGCAAGGGCAGGGUCCGAUUGCAGCACAAGUAAUUAACAACGGCAUUAACAGUGGCAAUUGGGUUGUCCUUCAAAACUGCCAUCUUGCUGAAAGCUGGAUGCCACAAUUAGAUAAACUUUGUGAUGAAGUUAUUAUGCCACAGAAAACUAACAGGAAUUUCAGAUUGUGGUUGACCAGUUAUCCUUGUCAGUUUUUCCCAGUGAUGAUUCUUCAAAAUGGUGUUAAAUUAACAAAUGAGGCUCCAAAAGGAUUGAGAGCAAAUCUGUAUCGUUCUUAUACGAGUGAUCCGAUUUCAAACAGCAAAUUUUUCACUGGAUGUCGGGUACAGGAAACGUGGCAAAGGCUCUUAUUUUCUCUUUGCUUUUUCCAUGCCAUUGUCCAGGAGAGACGGAAAUUCGGUCCACUUGGUUGGAACAUACCGUAUGAAUUCAAUGAUUCUGACUUAAGAAUCAGUGUCAUGCAGUUACAAAUGUUCCUUAACGAGUACGAUGAAGUGCCAUUUGAAGCCAUUCAGUACCUAACCGGUGAGUGUAACUAUGGCGGUAGAGUUACAGACGAUAAAGACAGAACGCUUUUAAAUUCUCUUCUAUCGACAUUCUGCAACCCGAAUAUACUGACUGAACCAAGCUAUAGCUUUUCAAAAAGUGGUUUGUACCAUAUCCCUCAAGACACAUCACAUCAAGGGAUAUUGAAGUACAUUAAAGAAUUACCACUCGUACCACAGCCGGAGGUUUUUGGUCUUCAUGCCAAUGCAGAUAUUACCAAAGAUAACCAAGAAACUAUUGCGCUUCUUGAAACGGUGCUUCUUACUCAGCCUCAGAUUACAGCUGUAUCCGGUAUUAAGCAAUCUAGUACACUGGUACAAAAUCUUGCCAGUGAUAUACUUGGAAAAUUACCACCUCCAUUUGACAUAGUACAGAUAACGAAGAAAUUCCCUACUCUUUAUGAACAGAGCAUGAACACAGUUCUAAGACAGGUACUUUGCAUUGACUAUAAACAAUCUGUCUGUUGUCACACUAAUUAUUGUACUGUUUUGCAGGAAUUAAUCAGAUUCAAUGGUCUACUGAAACUAUUAGUCACAUCAUUGACAGAUGUUACAAAAGCCGCAAUGGGCCUUUCAGUUAUGUCGUUAGAGUUGGAAGAGGUAAACAGCAGCAUUCUUAUUGGAAAAGUGCCGGCAUGCUGGGCUGUAAAAUCCUAUCCAUCUCUCAAGCCCCUUGCUAGUUACAUCGCGGAUCUUCUGUUAAGACUGAAGUUCUUCCAGACGUGGAUUAACGAAGGGAUCCCCCGUGUUUUCUGGAUAUCGGGAUUCUUUUUCACGCAAUCCUUUCUGUCAGGAAUACUUCAGAAUUAUGCGAGAAAGAACAAAAUCUCGAUAGAUCAACUUGGAUUUCAGUUCAUGGUUACCAAGUUUGACGUCGAUAUUAAGUACGAACCGGAUUACGGAGUGUAUUGUAAGAAAAUCAUGUCAAACGAGGAGUUGAUAUCAUUUACCAAUCAAAAAUUCGCCGAAGAGGAAUUUAGUGCUUUUGUCAAUGGGUUAUUUCUUGAAGGUGCGAGAUGGAAUCGUAAAACUAUGCUUUUAGAUGAAUCCCUUCCAAAGAUUCUGUUCGACACUGUGCCGAUAAUAUGGUUUAAAUCAGGAAUUACGUCCAAGUUCACCAAUCCACCAAGUUACAGAUGUCCGCUUUACAAAACGACAGCUAGAAGGGGUGUGUUGUCGACGACAGGCCAUUCUACUAAUUUCAUCAUGUAUAUAGACUUUGCGACCAACAGGCCUGAAAAGCACUGGAUUGACAGAGGUGUCGCGAGUAUAAGCCAGCUUAACGAUUAGAGCAAUGAGACUUAUAUUUACUUAUCAGACUGAUAAUCUCUUACAAUUAAAUUUAAGCCAUUAAUCCUGUUCUAAAAAGUUAAAAAGUAGACUCUUGUUAUACAUCCUUAGAGAAAUAAACUUUUUUGAAUACGGUUUGGGAAAUAUUUAUU
Messenger RNA from Cimex lectularius (bed bug), 12409 nucleotides. RefSeq names its product dynein heavy chain 3, axonemal (gene Dnah3). The transcript has 66 exons. NCBI's taxonomy places the organism in Eukaryota, Metazoa, Arthropoda, Insecta, Hemiptera, Cimicidae. Gene Ontology annotation, cellular component: dynein complex. The coding region runs from base 147 to 12257 and encodes 4036 amino acids. Gene Ontology annotation, biological process: microtubule-based movement. Gene Ontology annotation, molecular function: ATP hydrolysis activity; ATP binding; dynein intermediate chain binding. The record is from RefSeq and is a predicted model, not a curated record.